Messenger RNA from Dicentrarchus labrax (European seabass), 1022 nucleotides. RefSeq names its product complement C1q-like protein 2. NCBI's taxonomy places the organism in Eukaryota, Metazoa, Chordata, Actinopteri, Moronidae. The transcript has 5 exons. The record is from RefSeq and is a predicted model, not a curated record. Bases 44 to 814 code for a protein of 256 amino acids. Gene Ontology annotation, molecular function: protein binding.
CUACAGAGGACACAGUUCACCUGUGUAAGCUGCCAGUGUGACAAUGAAGAUCACUGUGAUUUUCCCGUUGCUGCUGCUGGUCUGCUCUGGCUCCACUGAUCAGAAUAAGACGGAGGCAGAAAAAGAAAUUCUUGCACAGCAGAUCACAUCCCUACAGUCUUUACCACAAGACAUCCUUGCUGUGCUGAGAGAGAUGGCUGUUACUUUGACUCAACAGAAGUUUGACAUGAGAUUGCUGCAAACAGAGAAUAAAGAGCAUGCAGCAAAGCUGGAGCGACAGGAGACUGAGUUGAAGAAGCAGGAGACUGAGUUGAAGAAGCAGGAGACUGAGUUGAAGAAGCAGGAGACUGAGUUAAAGAAGCAGGAGACUGAGGUUGACAAGCUGAAGCAACAGCUGAAAGUUGGACAGGUGGCUUUCUCAGCCUCUCUGUUGGCUACAGGCAGCGGAUAUUUCGGACCCUUUCCCACAUUCACUACUCUGAUCUUCAAACAUGUCCCCACAAACAUUGGAAAGGCCUACAACCCACACACAGGUAUUUUCACUGCACCAGUGAGAGGAGCCUACCACUUCGAGUGGUACAUAGGAACACAUGGAGGUCACCAGGCUUCAGGAGCUGUGUUGGUCAAGAACUUGCAACAAAUUGUGACUGCAUAUGAACAUCAGACAUCAGGUUAUGGGUCUUCUGCUAAUGGGGUUACACUGCUGCUAGAGGUUGGAGAUGUUGUGUUUCUGCGUCUGUGGGUUAAUACAAAGGUGUUUGAUAAUGUUAAUCACCAUACCACCUUCAGUGGUCAUCUGCUUUUCACCAUGUAAGACAGAAACUCUUCCUCUUUUCCUUUAAACUUUUGAACAGUUCUUGCACUGAACUGAUUUAAAUGUAAUCUGAUAAUCUUGAAUCACUGUAGUAAUGUAUACUGAACUUUCUUUGCAGUGCAACAACAAUUUGUAAUAAUUUAAAUGUUGAGACAUUUUUCAUCUGGUCUGGAUCUGCAGUCAAAUAUACUGAAGAGAAAUAAUCUAA